AUGGUGACGGUCGGCAAGUCGCACCCGGGUGCUGACCCCGUCCACCCUCUCCCCACCUCACCCGAUCCGGUCGGCGCCAAUUCCCCGCCUUCGAAGCGAGAUUUAGCCUCAUGGUGGAAGCAGUUCAAACGAAGCACCAGAAAAGAAGAAUUGAAAGAAGAGGCCCCCCGCGGCAUCUUCGGGAUUGCGCUCAAUGUUAGUAUCAAGUAUGCUAAUGUGGCAAUCUCCUUGACCAACGACCACGGCGAGAGCUUCAUUUAUGGUUACGUGCCAAUUGUCGUGGCAAAGUGUGGAGUGUUCCUGAAGGAAAAAGCAACGGAUGUGGAGGGCAUUUUUCGUCUUAACGGAUCAGCUAAGCGUAUUAAGGACCUUCAGGAGGUCUUCGAUUCUCCCGAGCGAUAUGGCAAAGGACUCGACUGGUCAGGAUACACCGUCCAUGAUGCAGCAAACGUGCUUCGCCGAUACCUGAACCAGCUUCCCGAACCCAUUGUGCCACUAGAGUUUUACGAGCGCUUCCGUGAACCCCUGCGUAUCUACCAGCGACAGGUUCUAGAAGGCAAGGACACAUCUGAUGCCGACAAGUUCGACCAUGCAAAGGCUGUCGAGACAUACCAGAACCUUAUCAUCGAGCUGCCCCCAUUGAACAAGCAACUGCUCCUCUACAUCCUCGAUCUUCUCGCGGUUUUCGCCUCAAAGUCCGAUCAGAAUCGCAUGCCGUCGGCUAACCUGUCCGCGAUUUUCCAACCAGGCAUGCUGUCCCAUCCCCAGCACGAUAUGUCGCCCGAGGAAUACAAAUUGAGUCAGGAUGUGUUGAUUUUCUUGAUCGAGAAUCAGGAUCACUUCCUGUUCGGAAUGAGUGGCACGGCUGCCGAUGAGCAGACAAUGAAGGAAGUGGAGGCAGGGAUUCCACGACCCGCAACUCACCCGACCGUUCGAAGAUCGGUAUCCAACGCUAGUGCGAACACGGAAAGCCAUCGCAAGUUGGACGGGAUCCGACGAAAUGUCUCCGUUUCAUCCCGCAACUCACGUCAUUCUAGCAACGCUCAAAGUCCCGCAACUCCCACCUCAAUCACUGGAGGUGGUAGUAGCGGUGGCGGUGUCGGUGUCCAUCGAAGCAACACUCUGCCCUCAAAGAUGGGCCCCAUAUUGACCUCUGCCCGUUACACAAGAGCCAAUGACACUGGCUCGAACAAUACCCCCGGCCUCUCUGUUUCCAAUCACGGUUCUCGGUCGACUAGUCGGACACCCUCGGUGCGAGAAGAGCCCGAGCAGCCUCAGCCGAUCCCUGAGUCGAUCUCUCAUCCAGUUCCUCAGCCAGUCUCUAAACAGACUUCCGAACAGCGUCCUGAGCAACUUCCUGAGCAAAUUCCUGAGCAAACUCCUGAGCAGCGGACCCCUAGUCGAUCAACUGCCUCAUUGACUCCAGGCAACGUUUAUGUGCACACCUCAACCCAUGGCCCAUUGCCUCCCGCAACUGCUGGACGUCUGAGCAAUAGCGAAACUACCAGGCCGCAUGAGAGCUCCAACACGGCGGUCCCCUCCACCCCGGCCGCUUCACCUCCACAGGUCGUGACCCCGAGCCGUGAGCGCAAACUUUCAAAUUUCUUCACAAAGUCACCGCCACCCGAUGGUGAAUUGAGAGAACCCCGGCAGCCGAAUCGCUUGAAGAAGAAGCGCAUUCCCGGGAGUGCAAGCUUGAGCGCGCAAAGCUCGGCUAACUCACUCCAUGCUCCGAGCGUAGAUCCCAGUGUGGAUCUUGAACCUAAAUAUGAAAACCGGUCUAUGGAAGCUGCUGUUGGUGACACCACUCCGAGACCGCCAACUGCUGCCACACUAGGCAGCCAAGAGAGCCCUUUUGAUUCCAACCCAGCUCUUGUAGAGGGUACUUGGCAACCUCACACUGACCACUCUCUCCGACCUCACAAGUCACGCACGCCCUCCAUAAACUCGCGUUCAUCGUUCACUGAUCAGUCUGAUAUGGAUCAGCCUGAAGACGUCUCUCGCCAUGAAAAUCGCCGUAGUUGGCUGUUUCAUCUAUCGUCCAAGCGUACCAGUGAGCAACUUGGCCUAGGUUUCGCGUCUCCGCCCCUAGUUGCGACGAAUCCCCGAGCCGGUCAAAGCACCAGUUCAUUCGGCAGUGGUCACUAUCAAAACACGGAUCUCUCCAGCCACCCACUGAGCUUGGAUGCUGGUGUUCAAGGCUCUUCCUCUAUAGGAUCAGAUCCCGAGAAGAAGAGUUUGUUUGGAAAGUUCAAGGCUAAGGUAGCUCAGGUUCGGGACGGUGUUAGGGAUGACCGUGAGCACACACUGAGCCCUACACGAUCGGAGACCGACCCUUCCCUCGCCAACCAGCCUCUUCCUCCCAUUGCCACGGAGUCAAUAAAUGGCAACCCUGCUUCAGUUGAACAUCCAAAUGAGCAGCCCCAAGAAGAGCAUCUGCGUUCGCCUGUAUCUCCCUUGCCUGGUGCUGGCUUUCCUCCAUCAAUCCCCGAAGAGCCGCACAGUCCCGAGAUGUCUACGGCUGUGCCUGUCGUUGAACGGAAGGAGUCAGCUCAGCCACCUGCUACUGAGUCGGUGUUGGCACCAGAACCAACAGUGUCCCAUGAUCUCGCGAAAGAGAGCGCAGUGCUGCCCACCUCCGCUGCAUGA
Messenger RNA from Penicillium digitatum Pd1, 2649 nucleotides. RefSeq lists its product as uncharacterized. Gene Ontology annotation, biological process: signal transduction; activation of GTPase activity; regulation of fungal-type cell wall organization. Lineage: Eukaryota; Fungi; Ascomycota; Eurotiomycetes; Eurotiales; Aspergillaceae. Gene Ontology annotation, cellular component: cell cortex. Gene Ontology annotation, molecular function: GTPase activator activity. The record is from RefSeq and is a predicted model, not a curated record.